This is a messenger RNA of Ricinus communis (castor bean), 2058 nucleotides long. RefSeq lists its product as uncharacterized. The record is from RefSeq and is a predicted model, not a curated record. The transcript is spliced from 3 exons. Bases 1 to 2058 code for a protein of 685 amino acids. Lineage: Eukaryota; Viridiplantae; Streptophyta; Magnoliopsida; Malpighiales; Euphorbiaceae.
AUGAAGCUAGGAUGGAUGCCAUUCGCGGAACUAUCCUUAAAGAUGGGAGAACGUGUUGGAGACUUGGAGAACACAGCAAGCUCCGGUGGGAAUCCUACCUAUCGAAAUUUUCAAGAAGAAGAUAGGAGUUUCAAAUUGGAACUUCCUGAAUUUGAUGGCUCAAGUGAUCCGGAAAACUUCUUAGAUUGGGUUCGAAGAAUGGAAAGUGUCUUUGAUUAUAAAGACUUUGAUGAUAGGAGGAGGUGUAAGAUGGCUGUCCUUAGAUUAACAAAGCUUGCUGGGCUUUGGUAUGACAAUCUAAAAGCCAAGAGACGAAGAGAAGAGAAAGAAAAGAUCGAGUCAUGGGAGAAACUCAAGAAGAAAAUGGAGAGGCGUUGGGUACCACGUGAGUAUGAGCAAGAUCAAUAUAUCAAGCUAACUCGACUAACUCAAGGCGAUCUCAGUGUUGAUGAGUAUGUUCGUGAAUUUGAGAGGCUCAAGAUUGCUCGUUUCACUAAAGGGCUGUCCAAACCCAUCUCUCACAAGGAAGGUGGAAGCACAAGUGAAACAGGGAGAAGCCUAAGGGCGAACACAAGUGGCGUCAAGACUCCAUAUAAACCAUACAUACCUUUUAGGAAGAGUGAGUCUUCUUCUAGCUCUUCUAAACAACUUUCUUCUACUAAUCCUUCAAAGUUUCAAAGUGGAAAAUCUAGUUUUAAGCAAGAAGGAUUCAAAAGGACUUGUUACAAGCGCCAAGAACGUGGGCAUAUUGCUAGUGAAUGCCCAAAAAGGAAUAUUCUCACAAUUCACCCGAGUGAGGAGGAUUCUUACAGCUAUGAAUCUGAAAGUAACAAUGAAGAUGUUGAGGAGUAUGAUGCGGAGGAGAAUGACAACCCUCUUUGUGGAGUUGUUAGGAGAGUCUUACAUUCCGAACCUCUCAAAGACAUGCAGCAACGAGAGAACCUUUUCCAUACAAGGUGCAAGGUUCUUGAUAAGACAUGUGAUGUGAUUGUUGAUGGAGGAUCAUGCACGGAUGUGGCAUCCACAGAACUUGUCAGUAAGCUUAAGCUUCCUCUUCGAAAUCAUGCUAAGCCUUACAAAUUGAAUUGGUUGAAUAAUGAAACUGGUUUGAAGGUCAAGAAACAAGCUUUAGUUUCAUUUACAAUUGGCAAUUAUCAUGAUGAACGUUGGUGUGAUGUAUUGCCUAUGAGUGCAUGUCAUAUUUUGCUUGGUAGACCAUGGCAAUUUGAUAGAAAUGCUGUACAUGAUGGUGUUUCUAAUAUAUAUACGGUUACUACCACGGGUGGAAAAAAGAUUAGAUUGUUGCCUUUGCCUCCUAAGAGUUCGAAAAAGAGUGCAAUGGAGGGAGGAGGGUUUGUACUUCUUGUUAAACCCAUUUCUAAUGUUGUCUCCUAUGCCACUAACUCUUUGUUUUUGAGUCAUUUGCUUGAAGAAUUUUCUGAUGUAUUUCCUAGUGAUUUACCGAAAGGACUGCCACCUUUUCGUGGGAUUGAGCAUGCAAUUGACUUAAUCCCGGGAGCCCCAUUGCCUAACAAAGCAGCCUAUCGGUGCAAUCCCGAGCAAGCUAAAGAGUUGCAAAGGCAAGUGGAAGAACUAAUGGAGAAAGGUUAUGUGCGUGAGAGCCUUAGUCCAUGUGCUGUUCCGGCUCUUUUAGUGCCUAAGAAAGAAGGAACAUGGAGAAUGUGUAUUGAUAGUCGUGCAAUCAAUAACAUAACUAUCAAAUAUAGAUUUCCUAUGCCUAGGCUCCAAGAUAUGUUUGAUGAAUUGAGUGGUGCCAGAAUUUUCAGCAAGAUUGAUUUGAGGAGUGGCUACCAUCAAAUGAGAAUUCGAGAAGGUGAUGAAUGGAAGACAGCUUUCAAAACGAAACAAGGGUUGUAUGAGUGGCUUGUCAUGCCAUUUGGACUUUGCAAUGCCCCUAGUUCGUUCAUGAGACUUAUGAAUGAGGUACUUCGACCUUUUCUCAAUAAGUUCAUUGUUGUAUACUUAGAUGAUAUUUUAGUAUAUAGCAAAUCUGAAAGUGAGCAUAUGUUGCAUUUGAGAGAUUUAUUUGAAAAUUGA